Molecule: messenger RNA, 3370 nt
Organism: Chlorella variabilis
Lineage: Eukaryota; Viridiplantae; Chlorophyta; Trebouxiophyceae; Chlorellales; Chlorellaceae
Exons: 13
Coding region: 26-3370 (1114 amino acids)
Biological process (GO): mitotic chromosome condensation
Cellular component (GO): condensed chromosome; condensin complex
Source: RefSeq, a predicted model, not a curated record
CGGGCUGCUGUUCACACCCCUCUCCAUGGCCAGGGGCAGGCGGCGCGUGAGCGCCGUGGGCUCUGCCCUCACCGUGCCCCAGUUGCUGAACGAGGCGCAGCGGGGGGCCGCUAGCGCCCACGUGCGGUAUGCCAAGAUGCUGUGGGAGUUGGCAACCGGCGACGCCAACGACACCCGCGACCAGCAGCUGGCGGCGAUGAAGUGGUUUGCGACGGUGGCCGAGCCCACGGUGUACCAGUCGCGCCUGCUCAGUUUCUUCGGCACCUUUGCCAUCGAGGCGGGCACCCCCGACCGCCUGGCCUUCAUCGAGUGCCUGCUGGAGCCGCUGGUGGGGCUGACGUACGCCAAGGAUGCCACGGCGCGGUGGCGCUUCUGCCAGCUGCUGCACGCGCUGGUGGGCAACCUGCCGGCGGAGGCGGAGCUGAGCGACGACGUGCUGGACGGCUUCCAGGAGGCCAUGGAGGAGCGGCUGGAGGACGCCAAGCCCACCAUUCGUGCGGUGGCGGUGCGCGCGCUGGCGCGCCUGCCGGACCCCGGCGACGGCGGCGACUUCCGGUCCUGCCCCCUCACCCGCGCCAUGCUGGACAUGCUGGCCGCGGAGAAGAGCAAGGCGGUGCGCAAGGCCAUCCUGGCCACCCUGCCCUGCUCCGCCUUCACCCGCAAGUUCUUCACGGAGCGCACGCGUGACGAGGCCGACGACGUGCGCAAGAUGGCUUACAUGGCGCUGGCCGAGCGCGUGCCGCUGGCAGACAUGCCGGUAGCCGAUGCGGCGGCGCUGCUGCGGGGCGGCCUGAGCGACCGCGCGGCGUCGGUGCGGGAGGCGGUGGCCAGCCGCCUGGUCAUGGCCUGGCUGGACGGUGUGGACGGGGAGCCGCUCAAGCUGGUGCACGCGCUCAACGUGCAGGCGCACCCAGAGGAGUGCGAGCUGGUGCUGCGCACGCUGCUGGACCGAGGCGUGGCCAACGCGGUGCACCUGGGCCGCAUGGCGGAGAGCGACGGCCUGGGCCUGCGCGCCGAUUUCUCCCAGCCCGGGGUGCUCAUGGGCCCCGCCUCCGCCCUCUUCUGGCGCGUCGUCUGUGAGUGGCUGCACAGCCAGGCCACCAGCAAGGGCCUGGCCGCCGCCAACAAGGUGGGCGCCGCCGCCAACAUCGACGCGGCGGCGGCGGCGGAGCGGCUCGAGGCGCUCGAGUCGGCCAUGCCCGGCACGGUGGCAGAGAUGGCUGAGAUCAUUGCCAAGCACGCGGCGGGUGGCGCGCGGUACCGCUUCUCCGCCGGCCAGCUCAUGCAGCUGGCGGCCAAGUGCAUGGACUUUGCGGAUGCGGCGGGCAGGAGCGCCGCCUCGCUCAUGCUGCGCCAGCUGCUGGCAGACGCGCCCAGCGGCGACGACGCCGAGGAGGUGGCCGCCUGGGAGGAGGCGUGGCACAGCGACGCCUGGCUGCGCGCGCUGGCGCUGUUCCUGCGCAAGGUGUACGGCUCCCCCGCUGAGCUGGCGGAUGCCAUGCUGGACGUCAUCGGCGCCCUCCACCGCCUGGCCGGCUUUGCCACCGAGGGCGUGGAGGUGGCGGAGCAGGCCUGGGUGCACGCGCUGGGCGUGGCUGGCCUGCUGCUGGAGCAGCUGCGCAGCGCGCGGCCCGCGCUGGCGGCGGGCGGCGCCUUUGGCCUGGCCGACCUGCUGCACGGUAUCAUCCAGCCGGGCGUGCGCCACCGCUCCGUUAAGGUGCGGCGCGAGGCGGUGCGCUGCCUGGGCCUCUACUGCUUCCUGGAGGGCAUCCCCACCUCCCCCGCCAGCCACCUGGUGGUGCUGCGCCAGAAGCUGCUGGAGCACGGGGAGUCGUCGGCGGUCAAGGCGGCGGCGGUGCAGGCGCUGGGCGAUGCGGCGCUGUCGCGCGGCAUCAAGGAUGUGGAUGCGCUGGUGGUCCCCGAGAUGGCGGCGCGCUACCACAUGACCCUGGACACAGAGCGCCCGCUGGCGCACAACGUGGAGCUGCAGCAGGAGAAGCCGCUGCUGGGCCUGCUGCUGGAGAUGCUGCACGAGUGGAGCGAGCGGUUUGAGGCGGCGGCGGCGGGCAAGAAGAAGGCGGCCAGGCGCAGCCGCACCAGCGAGGACGUGGAGCAGCAGGCGGCGCUGGGUGCGGCGCUGGUGGAGGCGCUGGCCCGCCUCGCCCGCUCCCACCUGUUCUGGGUGGAGCGACAGGAGCGGGAGGGGCGCCCGCUGGCCAUGGAGGAUGCGGAGGUCAUCGAGGUGCUGGUGGACCUGCUGGUGCUGUACUUCAACCCCGCCAUCGAGGCCGCCACCCUGGUGUCCCAGGCGCUGCCCGUCUUCUUCCAAAACUACGCCGAGCUGACACCCGAGCACCAGCAGUACCUGGCCACCGCCUUCCUGGCGGCGGCGCGCACGGCUGCCUCCCAGGACAAGGCCAGCGGCAAGAAGGUCACCGCCGCCAACUGCACCUCCGCCAAGGUCAUGGGCGUGCUGGCGCAGCUGCUCAUGACGCCCUACCGCGGGGAGGACAGCAACAAGCUUGAGGCCGUGGGCCACGAGAUGCUGGUGGACCUUGUGCUGCGGGAGGCGGUGGUGUGCAGCAGCCCCGCCUACCUGCCCGAGGUGCCCAAGCCCUACCUGGCGGCGCUGUGCCGGGUGGCGGCGGCACUGGAGGUCUUCCCUGUGGGAGAGGUGCAGGAUGGGGCCACGGUGCGCACCCUGAAGCAGCUGGCGCGGCAGGCCUGGGCGCAGGUGCCCGACCGCGCGAUGCGGAAGGAUCUGGACACCCUGCUGGAGAAGCUCAGCGCACGGGCGGCGCAGUUCUCGCUGCCGGUGGAUCCCUUCACCCCCGAGGAGGUGGAUGCACUGCUGGAGACGCUGCUGGAUUACGACCGCAGCGGGCUGCUGGCCGACUACCCGCUGCCGUUUGAUGCGGUGGCGGAGCCGGAGGGCGAGGCAGCCGGCGCGGCGCCCGUAGCCGGCAGCCGGGCCGCCAAGACGGCGGCCCGGGGCAAGACGCCGGCCCGCGCCCGCGGCGGCCGCCGCCAGCAGGCAGACAGCUCGGAGAGCGACGACGAUGACAGCGGGCUGCCGAUGCCGCAGUCGUCGGAUGAUGAGGCAGCAGAGGAGGGCACACCAGCGCGUGUGCCGCCCACGGGCUCCCGCCGCCAGCCCGAGCGUGCAGCCCGCAGCGCCCGCAAGCCGCUGGCCGAGCCGGCCACCCCAUCCUCUGACGACGAGGAGGAGGAGAGCGAGGAGGAGGGCGACGACCUGUCGCCGCUGGCAGAGAACAGCCCAGCGGUGGUGCGCCCCACCAAGGCCCGCCGCUGCUCCAGCGACAGCGUGUCGGCGCUGCGCCAGGCGCUGCAGGAGAACCGCAUCAGCUGA